Molecule: messenger RNA, 918 nt
Organism: Lasiodiplodia theobromae
Lineage: Eukaryota; Fungi; Ascomycota; Dothideomycetes; Botryosphaeriales; Botryosphaeriaceae
Product: Kinesin light chain p46822
Exons: 5
Coding region: 1-918 (305 amino acids)
Source: RefSeq, a predicted model, not a curated record
AUGUCCCAAGAGCACAAGACCUUGACGUACCGUGUGCGUCAGCUCCCUCUCCAGUUUGGCAAGGCUGAAGUCAUCUCGACUUUACAACGGCAUCUUCAGCAAGACACGGACCCACCAGAGGGAUCGGAACAUAGCGUCGUCGUCGACCGCGAAUUUCUAGACUUUACAGUCCUUAACGAAGUUCACGAAGGGGAACACAUAUUAGACUGCAUCGCAUCGAAGCCAGUGAUUUUCCUCGCCCAUAGUCUGGGUGGGAUAAUACUCAAGGAAGCUCUUAUCAUCCUUGCAGGUAUCUCGGAUCAACAGCACUCUAUUCUGGGAAACCUCAAAUCUGUUAUCUUCUUCGGAACGCCACACAAGGGCAUGUCAACCGAGCAGCUCAUCACCAUGGUUAGACACCAGCCAAAUGAAGACUUGGUCCGAGAUCUUUCCCCGGACUCAUCGUACCUCUUCCAUGUUGAAGAGCGCUUCAACGGAGUUCAAGUACCUAGAGCAUUUAGAGUUGUCUCCUUCUAUGAGACGAAAACAACUAGAACUGUUCAGGAAAGCAAUGACGGCACAUGGUCAAGGACCGGCCCCCAUAUCCGCAUGGUGGACAGGCAAUCCGCGAUACAAGUCUGCUCUCGUGACCCCGAGGACAUCUACAGUAUCGACGAAGACCAUUCCGAAAUGGUCAAGUUCCCGGCCGGUGACUUGAACUACAAAUGCGUACUUGAUUGCCUCGGAAUGGCUACAUCCACCCUCCACAAAAACUCCAACCGGCAGUUUGGGAACGCUCCUCAUGCUUCGGAAGACACUCAUAGCAAAGUUGACGGCAACUUCGAUGGGGAGGCUGAAUCAUCUGCUGAUCCUACAAUGCAUGUCCCGGAUUCGGAGAAAACGUCUCCGAAAGGUUUGGCUCCCAUACAAACUUCAUAG